GAGCGGAAGCAGGAGGUGGGGGGCGCGGUGUUCGUGUACAUGAACGAGGCCGGGGGCUUCCAGCAGCUCCCCAGCCUGGUCCUGACCGGCCCCAGCUACUCGGGGUUCGGCUUUGCACUGGCCAGCAUCGGGGACAUCAACCAGGACGGCUUCCAGGAUAUCGCCGUGGGGGCUCCUUUCGAGGGGCCUGGCAAGGUCUACAUCUACCACAGCAGCGCCGAGGGGCUGCGGGACCGACCCCGGCAGGUGAUCAGCGGGUCGGAGCUGGGCCCCAGCACGAUAAAAACCUUCGGGUACUCCCUGAGCGGGGGGCUGGACAUGGACGGGAAUUCCUACCCGGAUCUGCUGGUGGGCAGCCUGAGCGAGCGAAUCGUCCUGCUCAGAGCCCGUCCCGUGAUCAACAUCCUGGACAAGACCUUCACGGUGACCCCCAGCAAGGUGGACCCCGCCCAGUGCACACCCAAGUCCUGCAUGACGGUGACCUUGUGCUUCUCCUACAACCAGAGCGCGGGGGACCCCAACUACAAGGAGAGGAUCACCCUGCAGUACACGCUGGAGGCCGACAAGGACCGGCACCCGCCCAGGGUCAGGUUCGCGGGGUCCCAAUCUGCCACCUACACCGGGGACUUCUCCAUGCCCGACACCCGCUGCCAGACCCAGGAGCUGCUGCUGCUGGUGAGC
Messenger RNA from Cyanistes caeruleus (blue tit), 681 nucleotides. Lineage: Eukaryota; Metazoa; Chordata; Aves; Passeriformes; Paridae. The record is from RefSeq and is a predicted model, not a curated record.